This is a messenger RNA of Musa acuminata AAA Group (dessert banana), 1815 nucleotides long. Its product is annotated as carotenoid cleavage dioxygenase 8 homolog B, chloroplastic-like. The transcript is spliced from 6 exons. Gene Ontology annotation, molecular function: carotenoid dioxygenase activity. Gene Ontology annotation, cellular component: chloroplast. The coding region runs from base 1 to 1683 and encodes 560 amino acids. Gene Ontology annotation, biological process: carotene catabolic process. The record is from RefSeq and is a predicted model, not a curated record. NCBI's taxonomy places the organism in Eukaryota, Viridiplantae, Streptophyta, Magnoliopsida, Zingiberales, Musaceae.
AUGGCUUCCACCUUAUUCUUCCUCCCUUCACCUAAAACCACUACUUCCCCCUCCAACAGACUCUCCGUUCCUGGGUUUCGUCCUCCGAGACUUCGCUCGCUUAGAUGGCGAGCGGCAGUUUCCGUCAGGACCAGCAUCGCCACCAAACCACGGCCCACGGUCGUCCCCUUUGACCCCGCCGUCGAGACCAAACAGGACGUCGGCAGCGGCCGGAAGCUGGCGGCGUGGACCAGCAUCCGACAGGAGCGGUGGGAAGGGGAGCUGGUCGUGGAGGGAGAGAUCCCACUGUGGCUGUACGAUCUGCAGAAGGGCACGUACCUGAGGAACGGCCCGGGCAUAUGGCACAUCGACGACUACAACUUCCGCCACCUCUUCGACGGCUACGCCACCCUCGUCCGCGUCUGUUUUGAGCACGGCGGCGUCACGGCCUCGCACCGACAGAUCGAGUCCGAGGCGUACAAAGCCGCCAUGACGAACCGGCGGCUCUGCUACCGCGAGUUCUCCGAGGCCCCCAAACCUACCAGCUUCCUCGCCUACGUGGGCGAACUCGCAAGCCUCUUCUCCGGUGCGUCCCUCACCGACAACUCCAACACCGGCGUGGUCAGGCUCGGGGACGGCCGCGUGGUGUGCCUCACCGAGACCGUCAAGGGCUCCGUCCAGAUCGACCCUGACACGCUCGACACCGUAGGGAGGUUCGUGUACGAAGACAACUUGGGCGGGCUAAUACAUUCGGCGCAUCCGAUAGUGACCGAGUCGGAGUUCCUGACGCUGUUGCCGGACUUGGUGAGGCCGGGUUACCUGGUGGCGAGGAUGGAGCCCGGCAGCAACGAGCGGAAGGUGGUGGGGAGGGUGAAUUGCCGGGGCGGGCCGGCUCCCGGGUGGGUGCACUCCUUCGCUGUCACGGACCGCUACGUGGUGGUGCCGGAGAUGCCGCUGAGGUACUGCGUGCACAACCUGCUGAGGGCUGAGCCCACGCCGCUGUACAAGUUCGAGUGGCACCCCGAGUCCGGCAGUUACAUGCACGUCAUGUCCAAGGCCACCGGAAAGAUCGUGGCCAGCGUUGAAGUCCCUCCGUUUCUGACCUUCCAUUUCAUCAAUGCAUACGAGGAGGUAGACGAAAACGGAAGAGUCACCGGAAUCAUAGCCGAUUGCUGUGAGCACAACGCCGACACCAGCAUCCUGGACAUACUUCGCCUCCAAAAUCUGAGAUCAUUUACUGGUCUGGAUGUACUACCUGAUGCUAGGGUGGGAAGGUUUAGGAUCCCCUUGGAUGGGAGCACAAGAGGAGAGUUGCUUGCAGCACUGGACCCAGAGGAGCACGGGAGGGGAAUGGACAUGUGCAGCAUCAACCCGGCCUAUCUGGGGAAGAAGUACAGAUACGCCUACGCCUGUGGAGCCAGACGCCCCUGCAACUUCCCCAACACCCUCGCCAAGAUCGACUUGGUGGAGAAGAAGGCAAAGAACUGGCACGAGGACGGUGCGGUGCCUUCCGAGCCAUUCUUCGUGGCACGGCCAGGGGCCACCGAAGAGGAUGAUGGUGUCGUGAUCUCCAUAGUGAGUGACAAAAAUGGAGAAGGGUACGCACUGAUGUUGGACGGAGCCACCUUCGAGGAGAUCGCACGAGCCAAGUUCCCCUACGGACUCCCCUAUGGCUUGCACGGAUGCUGGGUUCCGAAGAUGUAAUCCGCCUGUGGCGCAGUAAUGGUGGGCAGCGACAUGUAAAUCCCACGCUUCGGACCCUCCCUCGCAUUUCUUCCAUACGCGUAGGUCUCUACAGAUAUAAUUAAGUCAAGCAAGCGUGUGAAUUAUCGUUCA